UGAUGACAGAAGUUUUAAACUCCCAAUCGGCUCACCAAGGCUUAGUCUGGCAGGAUUUAAAAUCGAUGCGUGCCAUGACUGACUCUAUCAUACAUGAAUGUAGCGGCUACAGUCCAGUCUUGAUGUUCAUGAUGGGAGCAAGCUAUUCAAAAGUCCAAGAAGAACUCACUCUUGAAGCCUUUCUGGAAAUAGCUGCUAAAAUCCAGGCUAAAAUUCAGUACUUUGGUCAAGACAGCUCUGAAGCUAAGAGGAUUUACAAAGAGCUGAAUACGAAAGCUGACAUUAGGGAUGUUCUCAAUCUCCCAUUUUUCAAAAUGAAGACUCUAGAGGAGGUCAAAGGAUCUGAAUCAUCAGAAAUUAGCAAAGAUAGUCUAAAAAACAGGAGCGCGAUGGAAUCUAAUACUAGUGAAGACACCACAUCAGGAAUUCUGAUGCUUGAAAAAUCAUGGAUCUCCCAAGGAGUCUUCUUUGUAAUAAAGUACAGUCUACAUAUACAGGCUCACGAAGAAUGGCCAUGAAGGAUUCCAUGGCUUAGCCUAUUCAAACCAGUCGGACAAUAAAUAGUUGUAUUUAUUCCAGGAAUUUUGUCAAACUCCUGAAGUAU
Molecule: messenger RNA, 604 nt
Organism: Moneuplotes crassus
Lineage: Eukaryota; Ciliophora; Spirotrichea; Euplotida; Euplotidae
Source: the annotation of a GenBank genome assembly